AUGGACCCAAGAAAACAAACUCCAAUGAAAGAUCCUCACGAGCAAGAAGCACCGCAACGUCGUCGUCGUCCUCCUGUGUUGAUACGCACAAUACUUCCCGAUAAAAUCAUUCAUGUACACAGAGAUGACUUCAAACCACUGGUACAGAAUCUCACCGGAAAACCAUCCACCGUAGUUGAUGGAAUCUCGUGGUGGUUCGCUAUCUCCGGACUCUUGGUUUGCUGCUAUGGAGAAUGCUAA
Molecule: messenger RNA, 240 nt
Organism: Arabis nemorensis
Lineage: Eukaryota; Viridiplantae; Streptophyta; Magnoliopsida; Brassicales; Brassicaceae
Source: the annotation of a GenBank genome assembly